UGAAGUAAGUACUUAAGAGAGGACUGUUCUGUUGACUGUCAUUUUGCUCACGGAUAGAAGACAAGAAGGAACGCAUUUGUGAAAAAAAACAAGAUGGUAAACAUGAAACUGAUACUUUUGGUGUCUCUGGUGAUAGUUUUCACCGAGGCAGCCCCUCCAAUCAAGAAAGACCAUAAACUCGUCAAACGAUCAUUGUUUGACACUGCCUCGGAAUUUGUUCGCAACAGUAUGAACAGUGUACAAGAGAGCUUUUUAGCCGCCAAGGUCCAUAUAGAGAAUGCCGGCGAAGCUAUGAGGGAGAGUCAUGAAAACGUCAGGGAACAGCUUGACCAACUCGGGGAUCGGAUGAGAAUGCAUCUGGAUUCAGCGAGGGAACGCAUUCAGCAACUUGGCGCCGACCUCAACCUUGGAGAUGACAACGAGGGAGACACUGAACCUGUAGACCUGUCGUAGAUGAGUUUCUUUCUCGACUCUGUUUCCAGUCUUGAUGUUUGUUCCCGCAUCACAUGACAAAAUCUGAACAUUUUAAUUAAAUUUCAUGAUAGUUUUAUUCUGUUUGAAUUUCCAAUAAGAAUGAUGAAUUGAUAUUUGGUUAUAAAGUACAUUUUAUGUGGAAAAGAUGACCAAAUUUAUGAAAUAAACCAAGACUAUAUUAAAAUGACUUGUGUUAUCAGA
This is a messenger RNA of Ylistrum balloti, 675 nucleotides long. RefSeq lists its product as uncharacterized. The record is from RefSeq and is a predicted model, not a curated record. Bases 94 to 453 code for a protein of 119 amino acids. NCBI's taxonomy places the organism in Eukaryota, Metazoa, Mollusca, Bivalvia, Pectinida, Pectinidae. The transcript has 5 exons.